Molecule: messenger RNA, 23434 nt
Organism: Spirometra erinaceieuropaei
Lineage: Eukaryota; Metazoa; Platyhelminthes; Cestoda; Diphyllobothriidea; Diphyllobothriidae
Source: the annotation of a GenBank genome assembly
AUGUUUGGCACCUGUACGGCCGAAACAUACCUAACACAGUCUACUUCGGAAGAUACUGUAAGAACGCGUUUCUUUAUAUCUUUAAAAUCUGCCUAUAUUCCAGCUAUUCAACUUCAUACUAAUCUAUACAAUAAAUGCGCUACUCUAAUGACUUACUUCAGUAGCAUAAUUUUUACCGUUAAAUUAAUGGGACGCUCUGCUUUCUUUUCUUGUAGAUACCCGCAACCGACCUGGACGGCCAGCCAAAUAUGUCCCCUGAUGAAGCAUGACUUUUUGAACAAACCACACUUUUAUCUUUUUCGUCUAAUGCAUUUUCCACAAACAAUAAAUGACGUUCAAUGGUUCGUUCGGGGAUACGCAGUAACACAUAAAGAUCCGCUAACGAUUGUGGGGGAAAUCGGCUUUAAGAAUUUGGGGUAGAUUAUAACAAAAAAACUAGGCGACUAGGGGUUCGCGAGAAGGCAUAAAGGGAUAAUUAUGGAUGGAUACCGGGGAAAAUCGGUAUAGAAAAGGGGGAUCUGGACUGUAACGCAAUACCGUCAGACGGUCUUAUAUAGCCAGGAGUGGUGGCAAAAACGACAAUUAUAAGGUGUCCCCUGAGCAUUUUUUCGAUGAAGGCGCCAGAGGGGGCCACAUCGGGAAUUUUCCUACCAUAGCCCCCUCUCCAGCCCCGUCGUUGCACCUUCACGAGGCGGGGCUUAGAGGAGGCACGAGGGGGCUGGUACUGGCAGGGAUAGGUUUACAUGAAAAAAGUGUUUCCUGGAAAUUUUCGGUGUACCCACCAUAAGCAUAGACACUGUGCCUUAAGAAAAAGCUUGUUAUUCCUGCAGAUUUUUCUGUUUUGCAUAAGUCCACUACAUGAUGGAGAUUUGCGCAGCUUCCGAAACACUACCUUGCAUGGCGGGGUCGAUCCACCGACCAUCAAUGUUUCACUCGCGCACGAUAACUCUCCGGCCACCGCAGCACGCCGGUUAGCGAUGUCACAAAGUUUACCUGAUAGUAAAUGUGUGCCGUAAACCGAUCGAUUUUGAAGCGGAUGCCAGAUAUUGGCCGGCAAAAUCAACCGCCUUGAGGAAGAGAUUGAAAAGUUAAAAACUCUUCUACAAUGUAGACUAGACACAGUUGACAAUACGAAUAAACUAUCUGGAAGUAUAACAAGAAGAAGGGUCAAAGGACUUUGCACAAAAGAGACGCCAUCAACACCUUCUUCAGCUGUCACGGCAGACCCAGCACACACACAUGAAAUACAAGACGACAACAACCAGCGACGGCACGAAAAAAAGCCGGAGGAAAAAAAGAAAUCGUGCAGUGAAAAGCUCGAAGGAAAUGAAAAGCCGAUUCCGAGGAAUGCCGCGGAAGAACCGGAACCAGGGACGUCGGCGACCGUGUCGCCCAUCACGGGAAAUGGCAUGGGUCCUAAAACUCUCAACCUAUCGCAAAAAACUUCUGACUGUGGUAAAAGUGCAAACAAUACAGAGACGAAUGAGGAUCUUAAUCGACUGCGGUUUAUAUCAUAUUCACAUCAUGACAACCACGUAUUGCUUUUGUCGGGGCAUGAAACCACCGUGUUCUCGGGAGAGUCGCCGGUCAGAGGGCAAUGUCUGAUUAUUCAGGGACGUCUCGAAUCCACAGCUAGUGCCUCAAAAGAGCGGGUUUCGGCAGACUUGCAACUGCUCCAAUGCCUACUCAACGAAGUUCUGCGCCCUAAUGAGGAAGUUUCGGUUCUCAAGGCCUUUAGGCUUCGAAGGCGCUCAAUCGAGAUAUCAGAGCAUUCAUGUCCCCGACCACUCAAGAUUAUGUUAGCCAGCCAAACACAAGUAGAACUUAUUCUCUCACGACGAUUCCGAAUCAAAGAGGCCAACCGCGGCGUAUUUUUCGGCCGGACUACACACCGUCAGAGGGAAUAAAGCGUCGACAAUUGGUUCUGGAACUGAGAACAGGGUUGCAGAAUGGCGAGACGAAUCUCGUAAUCUACAACGACCAGAUAGUGCAGCGCCCUCCCACAAUCCGUUUGACCGAACCGAUCUGAAUGAGGGCGCAAUAGGUUUCUUGAAUGGGGUCUUAAGCGACACUAUAAUCAAACGCCCCAAAACUCUGAAACUAACAUUUUUUUACACCAACGUGCAGAGUAUACUGACCAAGUUAGACGAACUGAAGAUCCAAAUCUGUGGCCUUUCUCCCGAUUUUGUCUCUUUGACAGAAACCCCGCUGUCUGCAAACGUUGAUGACCGCGAAUUAGCACUACCAGGAUUUCAGUUGUUUCAAGAGAUAGGAGAGAGCGUCAGGGAGGAGGAGUCGUCACGUAUGUAAAACACGGCCUGCUUGUAUCAGACAAAACAGACCAGUUUGCGUGCAGCGCCGAGACUAUCUGGCUCACUAUAAGGGUACCAGGAUCAUAUAGCCUUGAAGUUCUGACCGUCUAUCCACCACCGAGGAGUGACCCCGAGGCUGACGUUCGUCUGUUAGAGGAGCUAGGACGAUUUGCUCUCCGGCCUAACGUCCCGAUCACGGGCGACUUCAAUGCUCCGCUCAUUGACUGGAGAUCACUAUACGCGCGCGGCCCAGAACUAGCUUUCGACCGACGUCUCUUGGACAUGGCACUCAGGUCAUCUCUCAUUAAGCACGUCCUAUUUGCUACAAGGGUGCGUGAGGGGCAGCGGCCAAACUGCUUGGACCUGGUGUUCACGAAAUCGAUGGACAGCAUAGAUGAGGUGCAAUGUCUGCCUCCCCUAGGUGGAAGUGAUCACGUUGUACUUCAAUGGAACUAUACAAUCUUUUCCGUGGGCCGAAGUCAACAAUACAGACAGGGAAUCAGCGUUUUCCGGAAAUAUAGCUGAAGAUUGGAAAUGGUUAAGAAACCACUGCCCGCUUUCACGGAAAGGGUUAACAAUCGACCCCGGUGGCUGGCCCAGGCGUUAAAAAAGGAAGUCGAUAAAAAGCGGAGAUUGUGGCAGAAAUCUCUUGCUGAUGGGAAUCCUGUAUCCAUAAACGCAUACAAAACACAAAGGAACUUAGUCAAGCGACUAACCCUCAGGACACGGCAAAAUUUUGAAAAAGACCUAUUGGAUCGUGCUGUGGAAAAUCCGAAAUUAUUCUACAGCUACAUAAGUAACAACACACGGAGCAGAGAUCCAAUUCCCCUACUGAAGACAAGCGGAGGCGUAGAGGUUAGUGAGAAUGGGGAAAAAGCGGAGCACCUUUCACAAUUUUUCAAAUCCAUCUUUACGAGUGAAAGCGCAUUUACUCCUUCUGACUAUGACUUUGAUGAGUGUCCAAAAAUUGAUGCUGUAUCUUUUGAUGAAGCGACUGUUCGCAAAGAGCUAAUGAAAUCACCAAGUUCAGACGACAUACCGCCCAAGUUACUGAAGGAGCUCGUUGCUAAAUGAGUCAAUCCAUUGUCCAUGCUUUUUUAAACCUUGUUCGAAGCCGACUGUUUGCCCGCCGACCGGAAAUCUGUGAGGAUCACCACUGUAUAAAGGAUGCAACAACGCCUCUGCAAACAAUUACCGACCAACUGGCCCCACCUCCAUCUGCUGCAAAAUCAUGGAGAAAAUAAUCAAACAAGAGCUAAUUUGCUUCCCAUAUCAGCGUAAUUCAUUAUCUCAUGCACAGCAUGGGUUUCGUAGUGGCAGGUCUUGCGUGACUAACUUGCUCUACUGUUUAGAACGUUGGACUCGGUCAGUUGAUGAGGGCAAUGCGCUGCUUGUAGCCUAUAUCGAAUUUAAAAAGGCAAUUGAUAGUGUCCCACAUCAGCGACUCCUGCAAAAACUGAGCCGAACAGGCGUUAGGGGUAACCUCUUAAAAUGGAUUCAAGAUUCCUUAUUAGGCCGUUAUCAAACUGUCCAUGUCGGUGGCUAGCAGUCUACAGAGGUUGCCGUUGAAAGCGGUGUCCCCCGAAGGCUCAGUUCUUGGCCCUACUUUGUUCAUUAUUUAGGUCAACGAUUGCGUGCGUGAACUGGAUUGUGGUGUUGCCAUGUUUGCGGAUGACAUAAAACUAUGGAGCGUCAUUCAAACUGCAGAUGUUGAAGAGUAUUUGCAGGCGAACCUAAAACGACUCCAACAGUGGUCGAAGGACUGGCUUCUGCCGUUCAAUGAGAAAAAAUGCAAUAUUCUACGAGUCGGCAGAGCUCGCCCUCUGAACCAUAUGGCCUACUGCCUAAAUGGCAUACCACUGCCAGAAGUGGACUCGCAGAAGGACUUGGGAGUAUGGAUUACGACUUCGUUCAAACCCUCGCUCCACUGCACAAAGAUAGCCAAGUCUGCAAUGUCAGUCUUCUACCUUGUCAAGCGGGCUUUCUCCGCCUUCGAUGAAGACUGCUUCGCUAAAGUCAUUCGAACUUGUGUGCGGCCGCGACUGGAAUUUGCUAUCCAAGCUUGGAGACCUUGGACCGCGAAGGACCUCAGCAUCCUUGAAAGGGUUCAAAGGCGUACAAUAAGACUUGUGACAAGACAGGGUUCACUACCAUAUGCAACGCAGUUAGCUAAUCUUGAUCUCUUUCCCCUGAAUUGCAGGCAGUUACGGGGUGACCUUGUACAAACAUCCCGUAUCGUACGUGGUUGGGACUGCAGCCUCGUACUGGGAGACACCGUCGAGUUAGCAACCACCACUUACGAGCUCAUCCGUUCAAACUACGUGUGACCGGGGCUAGGCUGGACACACGAAAGUUUUUCUUCUUUAACAGUGUGCUAGAAGCUUGGAACGGCCUGUCUGAGGACGUCUGCUUCCGUCGAACUCUUUAAGAGGGAAAGGUGAAGACCUACAUUUCCUUUGAUAAAACUGAACUGAAAUGAACACACUAAAUGCACUGCAUGCUAUUUGGUUUUCGAAGUUUAUAUUCCACUCGCAAUUCAUCUGAGUAAUUGUACUACUUUGUAACAUCCAUAUAUCCUUACUUUAAGUUUGCCUGAUACGAUAGCGUAGAUCAGUGGGGAUUGUGGAAAUUCCACCCGAGGGUGGAAAGGCAUCCGAUGUACCCCAUCAGUGACCAGACAUUGCCGGGUAACAGAAUAUAAACAAAGAACACGAAAUUCGCUAAGGUCAGCAGUACCUGUAUCUAGGAGGGGACGCUGUGUAGUGAUGUAGCUAUAAUUUUUUUCUCGAUCUUGACUUAGUCCCCUUAGACUCCUAGCCCUUUGCCGGUAAUCCACCGGCACCGUAUCUGUUAGCCUCCUUCGAACUUUAAUCCUAUUAGCCAUUGCAAACUGCCAAUGCUUGGCUUUGAUUAUACUAGUGACUAUUCUCCAGGUAUCCCUUGCAUAUAAUGUUUGACAUUAAUUGAAUCAACCACAAUUCUGCUAUAACGAUGGGGAGUUUGAUUGGAGUUUGAUUGAUUUAUCUACACCUGGCUUGACAGCUAUAACGUUCCUAUCCCAUCGAGUCCGGAACGCGGUUCCGAUCCGAUUCUGCAGAGGGAGGGAGCAGGCACUCGAGGUGCCGGAAAACUUGGCUUCUACCGAUGCAGACCCCCCGAUUUUGGCGGGCGUUGCCCUGCGACGUCAGCGAGGCCUCGAAAACGGGCAGCCGACUUGCCAUGUCUUAUGAUUGGAUUUUAGGCGACCCAAAAGCCGGAGGCACUUAUCGGGCAUUAGGAAAUGCGGCAGUUGUUGUAUUUGGCAAGAAAAAAAAACGCUCUGGUCGGACCACGAAAAAAGUAUACAUACAGAGGAUAAUGGGGAUUUUGGCUGGAAAUAUCCGAUUUUGUUGGUCAAGCUAACAACAGGUUUAACAAUGGUUUCUUUUCUGAAAUUCAUUUCCUCGUGAAUACUAUAACUGUGCAGAAUUUGUAAGAAAACUACAUGUCUUUGUUGUCUUCUGGGGGUAUGUGGGGACCCCGUGCUUGCAGGUGUCCGGCAGCGAGCUCUCGUCGUCCAACUUCCACACUAUGAACAAGUGCGUGCGCAACUUCACACUGUCUCGACAGAGGAUCCAGUCCACCGUUAGAAACGUUUUUGUCGAACGAUGGCCCGGAAGCAAUGAGUCCUUACGUCGGUCUUUGUGGCACGAUCUCUCUCACUUGUGUGAGACCUGGCAGUCCUCCCCGAAGCCUGCCACAUGUGGAGGGUAGGAUAAUAGGGACGUGUCUGCAAUCCUUCGAAGGCCAUCGUAAUGCAUAAGUCGUCAUUUGUUACAUAAUUUAGUUUGUUAAGGCGGUCGAAGACCAUAGUAAUUUGCCAAACCAAAUAAAUCUCUACGUGUGCGCUAAAGGGGCAUCCGUUCAGUGUGAAUGACAAUCGGCCUGCAUGUGAAGGGAGAGCAUAUGGCAUCCCCCUUAGCGUCAGUGUUUCACCAAUAGAAACAGCUUCGAUGUUGGAGAUUCAGUAGCUGUUGUAUCUCAUGAAACGAAGGCCAAAAUCCCGACAAAAAUCUUCAGUUAGAAAAAUUACUUAAGUAAGAUUUAUUAUGCGGUUGUGCAUGGUGUGGGAGGAUAGAAGUCAUAUAUUACGCGAAUUAGGAUUAUAGUGUUUAUAAACACUACAACGGCCAUUCCAGUUAGACCAGCUAAAUAUAUUUUGCCAAUGCACACCAUAUCAAACUGUAUUCAUGAGUUUGUGUGUAGUUGUGGAUGCAAGUACAUUGGAAUGCACUUUCAGUUCCAGUAUUUCCGCGCGUAGACCGUUUUCUGCGCAGGUUCAUUAAGAGAAGUUCCGACAUUAGAAGCCAAUGCGCUUCAUUUAUAUGUAAGAGCGUUUUUGAGGAAAAUAAAAGGCAAUUACCAAAGAAGGCCUCAUCCAUGCAGUGAAGCCAACUGUUUUGUUUCAAUGGUAGGGGGCGCUCACCGAUCGUUCAUACGGAACUCACUCGUUUCGUUGUGCCUAAACGGCUCUCUCUCGAGCCCAACCAGCAGCCGCACAGCGGCGCAUGCUAUAUAGGCAGAAUAGAAUUACCGUCGGUAAUACUAUUCUGCCUAUAUGUUUUGUUUCAGUUAUGCGAAUGUGGUCUUCUUGUGGUGAGCCUGCGACCAUCUCAGGUUGGACUCUUUAAUGCAUUAGUAGUAUGGAUUGCGAAAGUUAUAACUUUUCUUACAUUGGAGACAAAUUAUUAAGAAAAUGCGUCGAGUUUGGAACCUGAAAGAACGGACAUCUGACAGGCCAAGUGGCACUGGGGGAAAACAGGACGAUAUCGUCAUCGUCGUCGUCGUUUAGCGGAAACGUGUGUGGUUUGAUGAUGUUAUAGUGAGGCCCAUCAAGGAAAACAUCUAGCUACAUGUACAGUCACCCGUCGAGACAGUAUUUGAGAGAGGCAAUGGGUGAUAGUUCUAACGCCCAACAACGCAUUAGCCUUGUGCACCCCUGAAAGGCCGAUAUGGCGGUCAUUGUGGGUUGUAUGCAUGAAGGGUUCUAUUUCUAAACGAAAUUCACGCUUGACUGGACAAUCUGCGAAGAGUUGCGUGGAUGGCAAACUAAUACAAUGAUUUCUGAAUUAAUUUUUGGUUUGGAGUGUGUCAGAAGUCAAAAAGUGGCUGGGUGAAUUUUCACUGCAUAGUGACACGGAGCACGUGUACUGACUCUACUCCGGCCGUCUGCUGAAACGCUGUCUCUGUUUUGCGAAUUUUUACAUGUACAUAUUGCGACAAUUGUUCAUCGGACAUUCCAAGGCCCUGUGCUGUGCUCCCGCUUACUAUCUCAAGCCGGAAGGCUCUGUCUGGCUUUCGACCAAUCACAGCUACUCGAAGAGGCCAAUCAACUUCAACGAAAUGCCCUUAUGGGGCUUCAUUCGUAAGCACUACAACAACGACUCCAGUUAGACCAGCUGAAGAUAUUUUGCCUAUGCGCGCCACAUCAAUAUGAGUUUACAUAUAUUUGCGGAUGCGGACACAUUUGGCGCACGUAAAGGCAGUUGGCAGCUCGGUCAGCUAAACACACGCUGAAGUGGCUGCUUAAGGCGAAAUAUAUGGUACCAAGGAGCUCAGUUACAAGGCAUCUAAUGGACACGGGUCAUACGGUGGACCCAAUGAUUGCAUUCAGAGUCCUGUUUCGGACGACGACCGGGAGUGUCUUGCGUUUAAUUGGAUUGUCAUUCUCAUUAUCGUGCCACUUGAUGCCAAAAUAUUCCUUUAUUAUUAGGAUGCUGAUUACCUUUAAAAUUCAGCUACAUUUUACAGAAAGCAUGAACAAAAAUGCUAUGCCUUUUACUCAAUUGCCAGAAACGUACGUCUACUCAAAAUUUAUGCUUGCAGACUAAGCAUAUUAAAGUCUUUUAAAAGUGUCAAAUUAUAUGAUUUGUGUAGACCGCGAAACAACCAAUUAGAAAGUAUCGCAUCAGCACGUAUAUUGCUGCUAAUUUAAAGUGAAUAUGUAUUUUUAAAUUGCUGAAAAGUGCCGAAAUUUAUGAUUUGACAAGACCGUGAAAUAUACAAUCGGACACUCGCGCAUCAGAACGUAUAUAAAUGCUACUUAUAAAGCAAAUAAAUACAUUCAGAUUUUUAAAAACUGUAGAAUUAUAUGAUUCUUCCAGGCCGUGAAGUACCCCAGUUCAACAGUAUCCGAUCAGCACGUUAAUUGAAGCUAUAUAAAAAAUAAGUAGUUAUUUUUAAGUUUUUAAAAUGCGUGAAAGUUUAUGAUUUAAACAGACCGUGAAAUAUUCAAUUUCAUAGUAUCGCAUCACCACGUUUAUAAGUGUUGCGUAUAAACUCAAUAAAUCUGUUUAAAUCGUUAAAACGUGUCAAAUUAUAUGAUUUGUCCAGGACGUGAAAUAUCCAAACAAGCAGUAUCACAUCAGCACGUAUAUAGAUGCUGCUUUUAAAGUGAAUUAUUAUUUUAAAGUUGUUAAAAUGUGUCGAAUUGUCAAGACCGUGAAAUGCCCAAUUUGACAGUGUCCCAUCAGAACGUUAAUCAAUGCUACUUAUCAAAUGAAUAAUUAUUUUUGAACUCUUAAAACAAAUCGAAUUACAUGAUUUGUCUAGACCGGGAAAUAUCGUAUCAGACAGUAUAGCAUCAGCACGUUUUUGCGUGCUACUUAUAAGGUGAAUAAUAAAUAACAAUUGUUAAAAGGUGUCAAAUAUAUGAUUUGUCCAGACCGUGAAAUAUCCUACAAGACAGUAUAGCAUCAGCACGUUUUUGGUGCUACUUAUAAAGUGAAUAUGUAUUUUUAAAUUGUUUACAUGUGCCGAAUUAUAAGAUUGGCAGAGAUCCUAAAAUAUCAAAAUAGACAGUGCCGCAUCAGCACGUUUAUAAGUGAUAAUUAUAAAUUAAAAAUGUUAAUUUAAAUUCUCAAAAAGUGCCAAAAUAUAUGAUUUGUCGAGACCGUGAAAUAUCCAAUAGAACACUCUCGCAUCAGCAGGUUUAGUGAUUUAAAUUAUAAAGUGCAUAAGCAUUUCGAAAUAGUAAAGUUGUCGAAAUAAAUGACUUGGCCGGACCGUUAAACGACUAAUUAGACAGUAUCGCAUUAGCACGUCCAUUAGUGUUACUUAUAAUGUGAAAAAGUAUAUAUAAAUUGUUAAAAAGUGUCGAAUUAUAUGAUUUCUCCAGAACGUCAAAUAUCCAAUUAGACCUAUCGCAUCAGCACGUUUAUUAAAGCUAACUAUAAAGUGAAUAAGUAUUUUAAAUUGUUAAAAAGUUUCGAAAUAUAUGAAUUGUUCAGACCGUAAAAUACACAGUCUGACAGUAUCGCAUCAGCACUUUUACUGAUGCUACUUAUAAAGUGAAUAAAUAUUUUUAAAUCGUUAAACCGUGCGAAAUAUAUGAUUUGGCCAGACCGCGAAAUGGCCAGUUAGACACUAUCGCAUCGGAAUUUUUACUUAUGCUAAAUAUAAAGUGGAUAAUUAUUUCUAAAUUAUUAACCAGUGUCGAAUUAAAUAGUUUGUCCAGACCGUGAAAUAUCAACAAAGACAGUAUCGCACCAGCGCUUAUAUAAAUGCUCCAUAUAAGGUGAAUAAUAAUUUUUAGUUUGUUAAAAAGUGUCGAAAUAUAUCAUUUGUCCAGACCGAGAAAUAUCCAGUCAGACAGUAUCGCAUCAGCACGUUUGCUAAUGCCGCUUAUGAAGCCAGUUACUAUUUCCAAAUUUUUAAAAGGUGUCGAAAUAUAUGAUUUGUCCAGACUGUGAAAUAUCCAAUUGGCCUGUAUCGCAUCAGCCCGUUUAUUAACGCUAAUUACGAAGUUUAUAAUAUUUUUAAAUUUAGAGAAGUAUUGACUUAUAUGAUUUCUCCUGAUAGUGAUAUAUCAAAUUUGACAGUAUCGCAUCAGCCCGUGUAAAAACGAGUCUUAUAAAGUGAAUAUAUAAUAUUAAAUUUUUAAAAUUGUCGAAUUAUAUGAUUUGUCCAGAACGUCAAAUAUCCAAUUAGACAGUAUCGCAACAGCACGUUACUUAAUACAACUUAUAAAGCGAAUAAUUAUUUUUGCAAUGCUAAAAGGUGUCAAAUUAUAUGAUUUGUCGUGACCGUGAAAUAUCUAAUUAGACAUUAUCGCACGAGCCCGUUUAUUGAGGCUACUUAUAAAGUGAAUAAUUAUUUUUAAAUUGUCAAAAUUGUAUAUUUAUGUGAUUUUCUAGUCUGUAAAAUAUCGCAUUUGAGAAUAUCGCAUCAGCACGUUAAAAAAUGCUACUUAUGAUAUUAAUAAGUAUUUUAGUUGUUGAAAAAUGUUUAACUUAAUGAUUUGUCCAGACCGAGAAGUACCCAAUCGGACUCUCUCGCAUCAGCACCUUUAUUCAUUUUAAUUAUAAAAUGAAAAAGUAUUUUUAAAUUGCUAAAUGUGUCCAAUUAUAUGAUUUUUCCUGUCAAAAUUUUAGUUUUUGAUAAUUUUCGAACUAUAUGAUUUGUCCAGGCCGUGAAGUACCCAAUCGUACUCUCUCGCAUCAGCAACUAUAUUGAUUCUAAUUAUAAAGCGAGUAAGUAUAUUUUAAUUGCUAAAUGUGUCGAAUUAUGUGAUUUUUCCAGACAAAAUAAUAUCCACCCUCCCCCUCUCUCUGAGCUCGACUAAGAAAAUGUUCGCUCAUUAAAAAGAAGACGAAAGUACGAUCACUGAGGCUUAGCUUUCGAACUCGAACUGGAGUUCAUCAUCACAGACUGCUAGAGUACAGCAACGUGUGAACAUUUUUAUCGUUGUUCCGUGCGGUGGGGGACUACGUCCGUUGCUAGGUCUGGUUUGUGCCGCCUGGUCCACAAUGGUCCCCCGGCGUGGUGACGCCGUUUGUACUUCGCGGCGAUGUGAGCUGCGCCACCUGGUUGCGUGGGCGGAGUGCGUGAUAACACGCAGGCAAAUAAAUGUGUCUAUUGAUAGAGUCGGUUUUCGACACCCACGCCUCCAACAGUUCUCGUUGUCGGCUCGCGCCAGUGUCCGCGUGUUGGAGAUGUCGAUCUUAUGGCUUUUCUCCAGCGUGUGAGUGGCGACUUGAGAUAGUGGGUCGCCUCUCCGAACGGCCCGUUUGUGCUUAAGUAUUCGUGAGCUGAGACGUCGCCCUGUUUGGUCUGUGUAGUGGCAAGGACAGUUAUGACACAUUCUCCUCCAUUCGUGUUCGCUCAUUGUUUCUGCGCUUACACAGUCCUUAGGGGUGGAGAGAUGUAGGGGUUUGAAAGCUCAGACUCAUAAACCUACCGUUUCACUGAUCGCCUCUUCGUCUUCUUUUAAUAAUUCCUAUUUAUGGCCACUCGAUAAAACCAUUGAAAAUCGUGAAGUAUCCAUAGUAAUUUCAAGAAUAAUCUGAAACGUACCGUGUUCCAGCAUCAACAGUAACUAUAAAUAAAUUCAACGGACGGAACGAUCUCCUAAAAUACACAAAAUUAUAUGUUUGGGAUUGCUCCUGAGAUCGCCAUUUAAAUUUAUCCAUUAAUGAGCGGCCAAUCUGCUUGCGACGCUAUAGCGCUCAGCGCGCCAGUCAUUUCUUGCCGUGCCAGUAAAAAAGUGCGCGAGGAGAGUGUUUUUACCUCUCUCUUGUUCUCACCGCUUGAGUCAUCGAUCUAGCACUGUCGAGCGCAUUUCCCGUAAAAUGCCCGCUCGGCUAAUAUCCUUAAAUGUCGCACAUGGAAGCCACCCACACCUCAGCUAACGCAGAACAUUAAAUAUUGACCUUCAGUUGGUGGGCUAACUCAAGCAAUGUUAACCGAAAUUCCGAUAUGCGUUUUCCACACGAAAAGAUUAAUAAGCAGGGUUGUAAAACUAAUCAUCCUGCAGCAUAAUUAAAUAAUAAUUAAGUUACCGCAGGAUGCUGGCUUUCGAUCGAACUUCCAUCCGGCAACAUGCAAAAACCGUACUCUGUGAAAAAUGACUACAUAACUAGCAUGCAUUUUUCACUCUUAUUUUCGAUGCCAUUAAAUAUUCAAUUAUAUUUCAUGGAAAACAUGCAGUAUAUAAUUCAUUCGUUUGUUAAUUCCGUAGAAAAUGACGUCUUCCAAUUUUAUCCUUGUAGGAAAAAUAUAAUUCGGUUUUCAAAAGCUUCCAAUUGCCGAAUAAUUUUGAACCCGACCAACUGUUAUACUUGCACUCAGGGUUACCAAACUACAAAUUCCAAAUUCGUCCACCAAAUUUGUCCAAGCGUUCAGACGCCGAUUUGGUAUUUUGCAUAUUUAUAAACUAUCCAAUCGGCUUAGGAGGUAAGUCUGACACAUAAAUACCCCUUUUUCUUCUCAAUUUGUCGAUGACGAAACACCCUGUCAUUUGGAAACCUUCAGAGGAGAGGAUGCCUGUGUCCUAGUUGAACUAAAGGCUCAAUGUCACCCGUAGUUCGGCCAUGUUUUGACGGUGAACAACGGUAUGAAGCAGUGUUAUGCAUAAGUCUUAUGUUCUCUUCCAUACUGAUGGACGUCUAUCCUGACGAACGGCUGGGAAUCCGCCUCGCUCACGGGACGGCUGGCCACAUCCUCAACAUUCGCCGGAUGAACUUCCAAUCGCCUUCUUGGCACCUCUCGGGUUUUGUUGCAGUUGUUGGCUUUCCCUUCGUCCUCCAACCACAGGAGUUAUGAUGAGCUUGCAUUCACUCCGUGCAACCUGAUCAACGCCCUUCAUUGACCGCCAUAACGUGCGAUGCCCUUCCGUCUGCCAAGCUGAUGGAAGCCCUCCAUGACGAACGUCCUCGGAUCCGCAAAGCUUACAGGGCGGCUGGCCACCUUCUCAACCACUGGCGGAUGCACUUCCAGUCGUUUGCAUCCACAGCCACCGUCCACGAAGUUCUCUUCGCCGAUGACUACGUCCGGAACGCCACCUCACAAGGGGAUAUGUAAAGGAGCACGGAUCUAUUCUUUGCCGCCUGCGACAACUUCGGAGAAGACGGUGCUCAUGCAUCAACCGCCACCCAUCAAUGCCCACAACGCGUCGCAAAUAAGCGUGGACGGAAUCCAGCUGCAAGUGAUGGACAACUUCACGUAUCUGGGCAGCACACUCUCCCGCAGCGCCAAAAUCAAUGGUGAAAUCGAUGACGAAUGCCAUCAUCAUCAUCAUCAUCAUCCAUGCCCAUCAACAUUACAGAAAUCCUGACGCACCAACUCCCCCCUAACCACCAAUCUGGACUCCAUUCACACCUGUCCUCAUUGCAAUCACGUCUUAACUUCACACAUCGGCCUAGUCAGUCACUUGCGAAUUCGUCGCACAGAGACUGGCCAACCAACGCCCGGAGCACCAACCUACACCCACCUAACUCGCCUCCACUGCCCACAUUGCCCUCACACUUUCACGCACCGCAUGGGUCUCUUCGGCCACAUGCGCAGCCACGACGACCUGCGGUAGAUAACCGCCGGCUGUAUCGCACCAUUACACCAUCCCUCCCGCAUCACUACCACCACCCCAUCACGCAUCCUCCACCAUCACAAAUACGCAUCGACACUCACCCACCGCAUGCACCAACUGCCACCUCCCACGCAAGUGGGAAGUGUGCAACUUGACUCGGUCCCCAUGCGGCUUCGGCUGCACGGCUGACUUGAGUCCGAGACUAUCCCGACACGUCAAGUGUCGUGGAUAGGAAGGUUGCUGAUUGACGCCCGCCCUCGGCUUACGCAGUUCGUCAAGUUGUGUGUGUGUGUGUUGUGUGGAGUGGCGGACUGGUGGGCUGGGGACGGGCUGAAACACCACCUUCCACGGCACUCUCACGCAAGUGAGAGACACGCCGUUCAACCCCCGUUGUGUGAAAUCCUGGUGUUUGUGUGUGUAUGGGGGGCCAGGUCGUGCUGUGGCGCGCGCAGGCGUGGUCAGUCGACCGUGCCAGCCACCGCGUCCAUUCCCCACUCCAGUCUGCUGACCGGCUCGGACAGCGGCUGAGGUGUGGAAAUGGGAAGGGAGAGUGAGGUCGACAACUUAGCACAUUUUCCUCACUAAAAUCAAUCUGACGCGUUUGAAGCUAUCAGGGUGCGCUAAAAGCCGUGGCUUGUAAGGUUGCCAACUGACGGGGUAACUUGGAUCUCCUCCUUGACCAGUGGUGCAGUUUUUUAGUUUAGCUGCCAGUAUACGGAGCGUGCGAUCAUCAAGUAACCUCCAAGAAAACUUAAAAUGGCCACCUUUUAAAGCGGCACCACGGCAGUUUUCAUGAAAUCUCUGUACCACACAACACACCAACUACCGGCUAUUAAGUGUUUUAGCAGCAAUUAAGGAAAAUUUUAUUGAUCUUUUUAGAAAAAUUAUCCUGACCCUCCACAUUCGGAGUGGCUUGAGUCAGAUAAAAGUGGCAUUCUGCAACCUUGGACCUGUUUGCCGAAUGGAAGUGACCCAGAUUACGUUAAACGAUGCCAAUGCGCACAUUCUGAAAUAAAAUCCUUCGUGACAGUCACCUGCCUAACAAUUCCCGUGAAUUUCCCGUAAUGCUGAAUCAGUAUCAUCUCAUUACCGGCUAAUAACCACUCAGCGGCCGAACCAAUUUCACUGCAGUUGGACAAAUUGCAAAGUCCUCAGCACGUCACCGUCACUGCUGUGGUUAGGAUCAUGCUUGAUCGCAUUAUGUCUGUCAGUAGCAAGCUGGCAAGCGGGCAGAAGAGAUCGAACAAGAUCCUGACCACAACAGUGAGGGUGACGCGCUUACUUUACAUGCUUCUAUGCCUCACUUCAUAAAGCCUACGGCAUACUGGUGAUUGGCAACGACCGUGAAACGACCGUCUGUGUCUGGCCUUUCGGACUCUUAGUGAACCGUCGACGUAAUAUUACGUUCUGAGUGUACGUGGAGCACUCCAAUUGGCUGAUCCAAUGCUUAGUGAACUAGUAAACACUCUCCCGAAGUUUUAAGGUUGUGCGCGGAGAUAUGGACACCCGCUUGUUACAAGUGGCAAUGCCCUAAAUUCCAAGUUGGCGGUUAAAUUUAGAUUUAGAGUUGCUAUAACGGUUGGGAGGGGUGUCAGGAUUAGGGUUUGGGCGGGCGUUAGGGUUAGAUUUGCAGCUAGAAGACGGGAAUAGGAAUGCCGUCCCGGAAUUUAGCGUGAGACAGAGGACCAUAUUCCCACCGCCAACUGGUUUUAAUUAUCUAAAAUGAACUUCCUCCUUCUCCAAAUUAGAUUAAAGCUCGAUUCUGGGUUAGGAACCAUCUUGGAAUGAUAGUGCUGUCUGAUGUCAGAGCACAUAUACACGAUGGCUUUGCGGCAUCGUCUGCACAAUUGCCGGCAACAGGCUUCAAGUCAUAAUACGACCUUCAGCGCAGGAGAAAGCCAACGGGACCAGUCACACAGGAUUUCGCAGAAAAUUCUGAUAACCACUUGUGGCAGUAAAUUCACAUUUUACUUUAGAUGCUUUUUCCACUCCAACAUAUGCCAUUUUCUCCUAUCCUGGAAUGCUCUUGUCUGUUCGGUUUGUCCUAGUACUCCUCAGCACACCUGAUUUGGCACGAUGUUGUAAAUUCUCUGUUUCCUCCUAAAAAACACACACACUGAUGAUGGUGACCGUGAUCGAAAACUGACACUUUGUUCCAUCCGAAACUUCCGAAUUUGUGACUUAGGUGCCCGCAAAAAACUAUCUCUUACUUUCCAGUAGCACGUCGGAUGUAGAGAAUUAGAUUGCUUCUCUUACUGGACAGUAUACAUUUUUCCUGACUUCCUUACGACAUUUAGAAACAAUAUUUUCGACACUAAAAUGGUGGAAAACGUUAGUGCAUUCAGCGCCUUACAUACUGCACUUUUUCCAUAACGAACUGUCCUUUUGUCUCUUCAGCCAUGCUACGCAGUUUCGUAUUUUGCACAAUGUCAGAAAUGUCUUAUCACAGAGAGAAGAAGUGAGUCAAAUACAAGAACUUUUGAUCAUCAGCGGUCCAGCAAUGCACGCCACAAAAAAGCAGAUGACCGUCUCAAGUAUUUUGCCAGGCUUUUUAUGCAGGAAUCAUAAUUGCCUCCCUGCAACUUUUGUUGCAGCGCCAACCGAAAGUACGAUCGGGACUAUGAGUGAAUUAAUUUAGGCUGAUAAGAAACGAGGUGACACUUAAUCUAGUUAGAAGACACUGGGUAAUUAAGUUAGCCCAGUAUCUCUAGACUCGAGGAUUUAUGAUCUCUCCGAUUCCGAAGAGUGAAGAUUUGCCCCUUGGUUUUCUUGGUUUGGAGCCCGUUGUGAAGACUGCCGUGGUUUACUCUAGCGAAAAUCACUUAGGUGGUAGCAAGUGAUUUUAUAUGGCUUGGGAGAACACAAUCAAUGGAGUGCUCUCAUACCGGAGAAAAUCCAUCCAAUCUGCCCAUGUCUUAAAACUGCCACACACACAUACAUCGGGCCGCAAGGAAAGCUAAGCGUUACGGGACUUUUAUUUUCCCGCAGAUUUGGCUGUGUCGGCGGCUUACUACGUGUGGAUGCGGGUCGUCGCUGUUCCACCGGUGACGGCAAGUUCUUCUUCCGCUGUUCGUCCACCAAGGGCCAGCCAGUGGACGCCCUUGGGGCUCAGAUCUGACAGCUUGCUCUGGAGGCCAAGCAACGCCUGCGUCAAGAGCAGGCCGCCAAGGGACAGGCUGCUUUCACCAAGACGGUGCCCAACGGCUUUGCCAUAGCCAUCGACUCUCCAGGCAUUGGCGCCAGCUCACGAUCUCCGUCAAUUCCGCCAAAAUCAUCUCACGACGCUGCUGGGAGUGAAAAAAGGGAGGCGGACGAGUUCAACUUCUCGACCCGUCGUCAUCCCACCGUCACAACUCCCUGUCGAUAUCGUCAGACGGGGAAUGCUGAGUUUCGAGUGAAUCGGGGCUCAUCAGGUGGUUCAGCCCCAGCGGCUGUAUCCGAUCGUGUCCAGGAGACAGAGUUUGAUGCGGUGGGGGAAGAUGAGCGCCUAGAGUCAACAGAGAUACAGACAUAGUGUGUCCGAUCGUGUCCAUGAGACCGAGAUUGAUGCGGUGGGGGAUGAUGGACGCCAAGAGUCAACCGAAGGACAGACAAAGUGUGUCCGAUCGUGUCCAGGAGACCGAGGUUGAUGCGGUGGGGGAUGAUGGGCGCCUAAAGUCAACCGAGGGACAGACAAAGUGUGGAACUACUAGAGCUGUGGAGCGCUGUUGGUGAAGAAAAUGCAAAUGGAGGCGGAGCCCGGAGGUGUGUUCAUUACCUCUGCGGGAAAAGCCACAGGUUGGUGUUAACUGAUUGUGCGAUGACAUUUAUCUAGGUGACUUACAGGCCUCUUCGCCAGAAGAGUUGAUGGAGGACGUUUAUAAGCCAGUCCUCAUUGUUCGCAAACACUAAAAAGCGGGUCGUUAGAGCAUCCACCUGAUGCAUUAUUAUCAUACGCAGUGAAAGGUGUCAUCAUUUCCCACAACCGCACCGGUUCUGCCUUACGCAGAGAGAACAGGGGAAAAUACUAACUAGUAUUCUCAUUGUAUUAACGCCCAGGGGAUAGUUCGGCAUCCUCGUUCAGAGUUUUCGGUCGGUUUUUUCAACACACUUGCCCUCCUAACAGCUGUACUUCAGUUGGUAGAGAACGGUUGACUCCCAGUGGUUAAAGAUAGGCUCUUUUAGGAAGCAUCCUGCACCGAUGUAUUGUUGGAAAAUCUUGUAAGGGACUUCCAUUGUGAGUAGCGCGACGAACCUAACCAUGGCCUAGGAGGCAUCCUUCAUGCACGGAAUGAUCAGCAUGAUCCGGACUGGUUGGACUGUUUGUUUCUUCACCCUGGAGACACUCGGUUCUUCCGAACGAGUGUUGUUAGACGAGCGUCGGAUGUGGAAAGCUGCCAGCGUCGUUUGGUUUUGUCCGCUUAGCGAAUGGUGUACUGCAAUAAGCUUCCAUUCGUCCCUAGGGCCUGCAUACAGAACUCCGUUGCCGUUGGGUCUUCUGGUUUGCAACUUUAUGGUCGGUGCUUCAUGUAUACCUUUGUCGUCAGCGGCCUUGGUUUGAUGGCGGAUGAUGACACCUGGCAGGGGAGGUCGGUUAGACAACACUAAUCUUGUCCCGGUUAACAACGAAAAAAGUAGCCGACGGAACCGAUCAGUUGAGUUCUAGAGAACGGUUGAGAAGAAGAAGAUGCGAUCACUGAAGCAAGAAUUUUACUUGCCUGAUUUUCCGAAUUCUCACUCGAACCCGUCAUCAAAACAGUCGGAGGUGAUGAUGGGUUUGAGUGGGAAUCCGAAACGUCGAGCCAACAAACUCCCUGUCCCAGUGAUUGCAUAUUCUUCCUCUUCUUCCUCUGCACGACAAGGAUAUCAGGAGCAUAGCUCUCUACAAAAUGAACUUGUGGGCCUUAAAACCAGUCUGUGAGGAAAGCGUGUAUGCUUGAGCUAUGCCUGCGUGCAGGCUGAGGUUAGAAUUGGGAUUAAGAUUCGAUCUACGCCUAAGGUUUGGUUUAGGGAUAAUGUUACGCUCAAGACACGGGAGUAGGUGCCUUUCCGAAAUUCAACACAGGAUAACUUGUAGUUCGAGGAGAGGCUAGCUGCUGUCCGUAUGCCCUCCCGGGAAUCUUUUUAGAUAGCCUCUUCUAUCUGUUUUUAGAGAUUUCAGAGGACCGCUUUAGAAAUGAGCCCUUUAACGCCCUUGGCAUCUUCCAUGGCAUUGUGUGAGUUUUUUGGUGCAACGAGAUGCCCCGGCACCGAAGGAAGCCUUUUGGCUCAUCUAUGAGAGAGAGCGGCCAGAUGGCGUUGGAUGUGUUUAAGCCGGAUCCGCAUUAAAGGACCUUUGUUUGGUUCUCGAUGAGUCGUUUCGACGUGAAGCUGUACACUGACAUUUAUUCAGCUUGUGGAGCUUCGUAGGUUUUUGUUAGUCUACCGGCAGAUCUGCAUCCCCGUUCGCACGUUUCUCUCAUCCCAGGCAUGUCAGCGUGCUUUUCUCCAGUGUGAUGGCAACCGCCACUUCUCAUAAUGGUCAGUAACAAGCAUUUUCGUGUUUGGGCGCCGAAGGCGUGUAUUUAUAAGUGAGCGAUCCUUUCAUUUACUGACUGUGCCGAUGCCCCCCCGUCUUUGCGGAAUUCCUAUGCACAGGGGGCUUGUGGGAAUGGCACUUGUGCACAAUAAACUGAGCCAGGAAUUUGUUAUGUAGAUAAGGCUGCGUGUAGGUCGAGGGUUAUCGAAUGAUAGUUAUUCAAAGCUGUGAAAAUCCCCAUAACUAUGUUCAGGAGAGACAGUGGCGAGCGAACGUUACUUUGGGUAUAUCAUCAACGUGGCAACCAUAAUGUUUAAGCUUUGUAAUGUGAUCGCUUAGUUGAAAUCUCUCCAGCUUUUCCAUGAAGACGUCGGCUAAGAGAGGUCCAGAAGGCGCGCCCAUGGCAACGCCGUCUAUUUGUCUAUCGAUUUGGUUGUCAAAAAGGAACUGCGCAUUUAAUGUGCAUCUUAGUAAUAGUUCCUUGAGUGUUUUCGUCGGUAUUCCUAUUUCUUGAUGACUGGCAGAUAGAAAAUCAGAGAUGUAAUCAACUGUCUCGGUGACCUGAACGUUUGUAAAAAGUGAUGAGACGUAUAGUUAGAACAUCAACAUGCCGUUAAGGUUGAGGGCUUUAAACUCGUCAAUGAAUUGGAAGGUAUCUCGAUAGCUGCUUGGUGCCAGCUGACGUUGUAUGGGCUUGAGUUUCUCUGCUAACCACUUAGGUAUCGCAUGACACGGAGAGUUCCGCAUAUCUAAAAUCGGACGAACCGGUAGGCCAUCCUUAUGGAUCUUAGGUAAACCAUAUAAUCGAGGAAUAUGUGUGCCGAUCGACCGGAGGCGUUCGAAGUCAUGGUUACUUAUGUGACCUUCUGUGCGAAGCCUUCUCAAACAGUCAGUCAAUUUCGCUUCUGCGUCAUCCGUGCAAUCCUUUUCUUUAUCCGCCUUUCUGAAUUUCUUCUAGUCAGAUAGUAUGGACUAUAUCUUCGCUUUGUAGUCCGAUCUGUUCAUUAUCACGACGCCUGUUCCUUUGUCAGGUCUAGUUAUCAAGAUCUCUUUGUUCUCUCGAAGUUCUUUCAAUUUUUCCACAUAUGCUUUUGUCAGCAAUCCUCGACUUUUUGGCUCUUUGUUUAAGUAUUGAUAACUGUAAUUCACUAGUGUGGAAUUAAAGUGUUAUUCUCCCAACGGCCUGCUACUUAGGGGGAUUCGAGUCCGGAGUUCACGCCAGUAAUAACGAAAAGGUUGCCCAAAAGGAGAGAAAUGAAUUCGUGCUCCCAGGUUUUAAACAGCGAACCCGACUACUCGUAAUCGGAGUUUGGAGAGCCCUGUGUACUUUUUGUUCUGUGUCAUGAGUGGAUCGUAUGAGCAUUGUGUCCGACGUGCAGUUAACUAGUAACGACCGUGAAAGCCAGCCUGAUUAUUGUUCACCCCACUGCAUCGCCCUUCUCGAGGCCGAAGGUAAGUUUCGUCUGAAAUGCCAGUCAGAUGUGCAUGCGCCAAAUUCAAGUGGAGUCACGUCUGCUACCACUGCGAAUCAUCUCGUGUCUGGAGGAUAGUUAGAACACUGCACUGGUGAAAUUCUCUGAGCAGGGUUCAAGCCAGUCUGGCACAGAAUCCACCCUGUUGUCGAAGAUGGUAUGUGCAGAACCGUGCCUAAUUUGCAUUUGAAGAAGUCAGACCAGGCAAGCGUAAAUUUUCCAUUAUUUCUUAGAUACAAGCGGGAAAUCCAUCACGGUAACAUACGUUUCGAUCGGAGAUUAGGCAUAAUAAUUUAAAGCCUCCGUAUGACAAGUAUCCUUGGCGUUAACUUCAGGGUGGUAGAUUUGGGUUAGGAUCGGGGUUAGGAUAGAUGUCGGGGUUAAAGUUAGGACAUGGGAAUAGGAACCCCCCGGGAUUUGGCGCGAGGCCACCUGCAGUGCCGUGUCCAACCGGGAAGAAUGGCGGAGUUGAGGAUAUUUUAAACUUGCCAAAUAGAAGAGAGAAAUAUGACGUUAUCCCAAGGCCAGAGAGUAGGGGAGGGCUGUCAUUGAGAUAUGUUUAUGUUUCGCAGCAGAAAGAAAAUGUCGGGCUCAGCUUGGGCCGUUGAUGCUGGAAGGCGAGAAAGAACGAUUUCGGCAAGCACAAGACUGAGUUGGCUAGCUGUACGGCCACCAUCUCUGUCGUAAAAAGUAGGGUGUGCGGUAUUUUUAAAACCUUAUCAACAAACAAGACGCAGACUGUGUUACGUGCACCAUCAAAAUCACGAAUGGCUUGGACUCAGUCGCUGAGUUCUUCGAAAGAUUUGUAGUCCAAUAGCUUGCAAACUCGAGAAUUAAAUUUCUGCACUCCUCCACCUGCUUGACUCUGAUUGACUCGAAAUGUGCGCGUUGGGAAGUGGAAGAGGUCGUACUAGUUUGAUUGGUGUUUUUCUCAUUGAGACUCCUGUAGGUGGCUAUUGACUUUUUGAGAGAAAAAUCCUGACUGCCCAUUAAUGCUGGAGAGAAAGGCGGUAUGUUUAGCAACUCCACAGGGUCUUCCCUCACGUAUGAGAACGUAAUUAUUAAUGUCGAUCAUUGCUUCCAGAACCCCGAGCUGAAUUAACUGAGGAUGGCGUUUAUAUUUACAAUCUUAUUUCUUAGCGAAAUAAAAGGUGAAAAUGCAUCAUAAACCAAUAACUUUAAAAUCUUGUCAAGACUGAGCUAGAAUUUUCAAACGAAAAAAGACUUCUGACAUUACAGUCGAAAAAAAGAGAUGAGAGACAACACUUGUGUUGUGAUUUCAUCGAAACUUUCAGCCACAUCUCCUUCUCAUCAUUCCUCACUCGUGAUUGUACACGUACGCUGACACAAUAGCUGUUUAAUCACUGUGACAAUUUGAUUUGGGUUUUGCUAUUUCCACGCCCUCUUCGGGUUGGCGAGUCCAUGAACAACAGAAAAAAAUUUUCCGUUAGCUUACACUGAAGCAGAAAAAAACUAGUUACUAGUGGUGUCGGCGAACACCCUUAUUUGUUUGCGUUCCCAAACAUGUCAAUCUGCAGUAGCAAGUGCGGAGCGAAUGCCGUAAUGACAACACCAUCCUUGGUUGGAAUACAAUUCAAAAUUGGCUAUUAACGUUUGUGAGUAGGCGUUGCAUAUGUUCUUAUGAAUAUCAUGCAUUCAUCGGCAGACUACGGAGACCAGCGCUGAUGCCUCUGCUAACGCAGAUCAGUGCCAGGCCGGUCUCUACGACAACGCAGCGCCGCCGGAACUCCCCACCCCUGGAGCCAAGUUUGUUAGCGACUUUGACGCAACCCUGCCCUCGAGGCGGCACCGCUCCUCCCGUGACCCCCGACUAAGGACCUCACAGUCGGGGACCCCAAGUCAGCUUGCGACAGCAUACCUGAAAGACAAUGCAGAGCCAGGUCUCGAAGCCUCCUGAUCAUCAUUUGGCACAGUCAGCAUACGUGGCGUCAAAGCCCGUGAGAACUUUAGUGAGCUUCCGUUCUGCCAGCACAGACCGCGUGCUGAACGGGCCUAGCCUUGGAGGCAGAAUCAACAACGGUCUAGGGACAGACUCGUCACGCGAAUUCGGCUUCCCUACCUCGCCGAAAAUUGGCGGUUUCUUCCCCCUACGACCCGGAAGCUUGGCUGCUCGACGCAUAGGUAAUUUGAAUUACUCCCUUAGGCAACCAAAAGUUUGCGCCGGACUUAGUCAAUCAACCUUACCAACACGACUUCAGGCCUAGUGUAAAAGUAAAUGUGUCACUUAUGACAGUAGCAUAGGCCUACAAAUCAUGAUGGGUAAUUAGUCAUCGGUUGCAGUUUCAGUCCAGAUUUUUUUCGUCUUCUUCUUCUUCCCACCUUCUUGAUUGCUGAGACUUUGGCUGAGUUUCCAUCAAUUCUUUUUUUCCCCAUGAAAUGCGAAAAAUGGCAUCGCAACUACUAGUGGCGUGAACACAACUGCCAACGACCGUCAAUUCAGCUACGAUCUAUUAACGCCCACAUCACCGACUGACUGCUCGGCCAGGUCCUCUUUCUCGGGGACACCCAAUCAACCCAUACAACCAUCAGGCCCUGGGGGUCAGAGCACGCCAAUUCAGAAAUACGGCGCAUCCCCUUUACAAGUGAGCUCUCCAGCUUCAAUCUUAAGGGCCUGGACGACGUGCUGCAGGAGUUGCGCGAUGCCAACGCAAGUGUGACGGCCGCGGUGCGAGAGGCCGCGUGCAAUCGACGCUAUCAAGGCUUCGCGUCCUCCAGCAGUGCCAGCCAAUCACCGCCGUCGCGGAAUACCCCACCGACGACCUUGUGGACGCCAAUGAAACGCCAGAGCUAG